AAUCAAUCUUACUACGUAUCAAAAUUGCAUUAUAACAUAUAUUGUUAAGAGCUAUUUUGACCUUAAUAAGAGCCUAAUAAUACACACAGCCAGAUAACCAUCAUAUCUAAAUCACAGCCCUAGACCACGUAGAUAACACAAAGCAUCACACUGUAUGUCAUGAACGUUUCCUUACUUCGUCCGUAUCAACUACUCGUCUCUCAACUCCUUAUGAAUAUAUUGUAUUUUAUUUUAAUUAAAUAAAAGUGUUAUUAUGUAAAAAGAACAUUAGUUUUAUAAAUAAUUUGUUGACACUGUGUUGAAGAUCGAUACGGACAUGGAUAAAUCAUUUUUUAAACAGGCAUGGAUUGUAUCAGGAGUACUUCUCACAAUGUUGGAAGUGGGGAUGUUCUUGGGAUUCACCACGUCCUUGCUACCGGCGCUGAAGGAUCCAACUUCACCAGUCAGGGCAAGCCUGGAACAGUCUUCUUGGAUAGCGGCGUCUUUCAGCUUAGCUUGGAUACCCGGCUUUCUAUCCUCAUCAUACUACAUGGACCGGUUCGGAAGAAAAGCAGCCUUCAUCUUUGACGUAAUACCCGGGGCAUUAGGAUUGGUCCUCAUGUACUUCUCCUCAAACGUCUUCUGCCUCCUAGCAGCCAGGGUUUUGGAAGGCAUAACAGCAGGAUCCACCUCCAUUCUAGGAGCUAUAAUAAUUGGAGAAUAUACGAGUCCAGCAAACCGUGGCAUGUUCUUAAAUCUGAAGACUGCUGCUCUGUAUCUUGGGAGUAUGAUAGUUCAUCUUCUGGGUUACUAUUUCCAUUGGAGAACAAUUGCUGUUCUGUCGCUAAUCCCAGCCCUGAUUGCGUUUGGGAUGAUCUGCACUUGGCCGGAAAGCCCGUCUUGGUUGGCUUCGAAGAAAAGAUUCGAUGACACAGCAAGAGUUUUCUAUUCGCUUCGAGGCAAGACCGAGCAAGCUGAUAUAGAGCUACAAGAUCUAAUAAGAACCCAAAAAGAACGACCCAAGAGCAUGGAACUAACUUUACUGUACAGCUCUCUGUUGUUUUUCAGAAAAUUUAGUCGAAGAGACUUUGUGAUGCCGGUCUUAAAUUAUCUUUUUGCGGCAAUUCUCUUGGAAACGACGGGAAGACACAUUUUCCCUGCCUACGCUGUCCAGAUUAUAACAGAAGUUUCUGGCAACCAUGACUCCUUUUACUACACUUUAGCGUUAGAUAUUUUAGUGACUGUUAGUGCCACAUUUUCUUCGAUCUUAAUUAGACUGUUUAAGAGAAGAACGUUGCUAUUUCUGACUGGUUCUGUAGCGGUUUUGGUUCUUAUGGCCGCGUGCUGUGAUCUGUUCUUAGCAUCUAAUGGUAUUAUACCUAAUAUACCUUGGAUACCGAUGUCUUUAUUCGCUGUGUACUUUGCGAUUGUUAACUUCGCAUGUGCCCCUAUUCCUUUAGCUCUUAUUGGUGAAAUUUUUCCCUUAGAACACAGAGCUGGCGGUACGACUAUCGCGGGCAUAUUAAUAGCUUUGACAAGUAUAGCAACAUUAAAAAUGACGCCUCUGUUAAUGGCGACUGUUAAGGUUUAUGGUACAUUCUUUAUUUUAGGCAUAAUAAUGGCUAUUUCUCUAGUAUUCUUGUAUUUCUUGUUGCCAGAAACAAAAGAUAGGACUUUGCUGGAGAUAGAAUAUUUCUAUAAUCAUGGCCGGUUUAGGGAUGUUACUCAAGAUGAUAAGGAGGCUGAAUCUACCAUGAUACAGUUACCUCGGAUCGAAAUCACUAAAGAGGUUCUUAGUUGAGUGUAAAUAUACAGCCGUUGGUGUUGUGUGAUACUAGCUCUAUUAUUUAAAGUAUUGUAUCGUGAUGUAUAAUUGAAAGUUAUGUUUAAGUAUUUUUUUUUGUACUUACAAGAUGGUUAGACUGGAUAAUAAUUU
Molecule: messenger RNA, 1915 nt
Organism: Trichoplusia ni (cabbage looper)
Lineage: Eukaryota; Metazoa; Arthropoda; Insecta; Lepidoptera; Noctuidae
Product: facilitated trehalose transporter Tret1-like
Exons: 3
Coding region: 317-1780 (487 amino acids)
Biological process (GO): transmembrane transport
Cellular component (GO): membrane
Molecular function (GO): transmembrane transporter activity
Source: RefSeq, a predicted model, not a curated record